AUGAAAUAUAUUAUAUUAUUUUUUAUUUUAUAUUUAGUUUCUGAUACAUUAGGAUCUUUAAAUGAACCAGUUGUCAAGAAUUUUACAUGCACAAAACAAUCAUUGGAAUAUACAUAUGAUAUUGAUAGUACAUAUUAUUCAAAAUGGAUUUUUUCAAAUUUGAAAUAUGAAUUGGUUUUUGAAUGUAAAAAUAAUAGCAAAGAAAGAACAUGUACUGCUGGUAUGUCCAUUGAUAUUGCUAAAAAUUUACAUGGUCAAAUAAAGAUGUGCAGAACUGAUAAUAAUGGUGUAUUAGAUUGCCAUUCGAAUUACGAAGAAUAUUUUCCAAAGCCAAUUAUUGAAGGUGACUUUAAACCAUCUACCAAAGGUGGUCCUACUAUUAUGAAAGGUUAUUAUUUGGCAGUUGGAGUAAUUCCUUACUUUACUAUUAUCCCUGAUACUAUAUUGGGAACAAUAGGUGAUAUUUUUAGUAACUCUAUAGAUGUCACAAAUUUAAUACUAGACUAUAAAGGUGGUUGUGGCCCAAGAACUAUUCAAUGGCCAAAUGAUUUUAAAUAUAGUUUCAAUCAUUCAAAUCCAAUCAUUGAAAAUAUUUUGAUAGAAGGUUCAUCUUUUAUAUCAAAAGGUUCUAAUUUUUGUAAUUCUUCUGAUUCAAUUCAAAUUUAUUUAGAUGGUGUUCAAAUUGAUAAAUCAAAAAUAAAAUCAAUUGAUCAUGAACAAUUUGAAAUAAUUUACACUCAACUAUAUUCAAAAUCAAUAAAUGUUAAAAUAGUAUCUGGUGGACUUGAAUCGAAUAUUUACAAAUUGGAUCUUAAACCUAUACCUUUAAAAAUUAAUAGUGUUCCAAGAUUAAAAGGUGGUUCAAUUACAAUAAUUGGUGAAAGACUAUCUUCACAAGUAAAUAAUUCAACAAUCAUUGUUAAAAUUGGUCAAUAUGAUUGUAAAAAUGUAAUCUCAUCAAAAAAUGAAAUUCUCUGUAAUUUAGAAUCGGUUCCAAAUGUUGAAAAGGUUAAAUUGGUAGAUUUACAAGUUAAUAUCUCAAUAAAUGGUAUUUUUAAUGAAAAUAAUUUAUUAUUCUCAUUCGAUAUACCAAUAAUAUCAGAUUUUAUACUUCCUCAAGGUGAAGUUAAAUUAGUUGGUGAUUGUUUUGGUUCUUCACAAUUGACUCAAGUUAAAAUUGACGAUGUGUUACAAUCCAAUAUAACAAUUAAUAUUAAUGAAAAAGAAACAACACUUUCAUUUAAGCCAAUUAAACCAAUUAAAAAAUCAAAGUUAUAUGUAAUUGUCAAUGGUACAAAAUCAAAUACUAUUGAAAUUGAUUCAUCAUUUUUUGUAAAAAGUGUUCCAUCUUCACCUUCAGUAAAUGGUCAAAUUGUAAACUUUACACUUUUCAAUAUAAAUCCAAAUAAUGUUAAUGCAACACCAAUUAUGAUUUUUCAAGAUAAUAGUUCAAUAAAAGCAAUUGAUUAUAAAAAUUCAAAUGAAUACUCAACUCACACAUACUCUUUUGAUAUUCCAAAAAGUUGUGGGAGAAAUGAAAUUACAAUUUUAAUUGGAGACCAACUAACCCGUACUGAAAUUUAUUAUGAAUUACCAAUAAUAUCAAGUUGUUCAAUUGUUUCAAAUCAAAUGAUUAAAUGUCUUGGUAAUUUUAUAAAUUAUCUAGAUUUAUUUAAAAAUGGUAAAAUUAAAAUACAAUUUUCAAAUAUGGUAAUAAUUGAUAAUGUUCCAAACAAUCCAAUUAUUUUUAUGAGUGAUUCAUUUUCAUUCCCAAUGAAGCCAGAGUAUAGUUCAAGUGAUAUAUAUCUUAUUGUUUGUAAUGAAAUUUCUCCAGAUUUUAAAGUUGAUAUAACUCCAUCGCUUAAAUUUGUGAGCCAAUCUCUUGUUUUCAACUCCACUGGUGGUGAAUUAUUAAUUAAUGGUGAAAAUUUUAAUGAAAAUACAAUUUACAAUACAUCUGUAUAUUGCUUUUCAAAUAAACAAGUUUAUAAUUGUUCAUUUAUAAACUAUACAUCUAUCUCAUGUGAUAUUGAAUUGGUAGGUCCAUUCGAUCAACUUUGUAAAAUCAAAUUUAAUGGAAAAGAUGAGGAGUAUAACAUUUCAAUAUCAUAUUAUCCUCCAUUAGUUUUAAAUUCAACAACGAUUUCGAAUUCAUCAAUUGGUGGAAUUAUUACAAUUUUUGGUAAUGAAUUUUAUAAUCAAAUUGAUUCAAUUACAGUUGGUAAAAGUAAAUGUUUAAACUCUACAUUUAUUAACUCAACAUCAGUUUCAUGUUUUUUAGAACCUUCCAAAAUUAUUAUUGAUCAAAGCAAACAACAACAGCAACAACAACAACAACAACAACAAUAUGUUAACAUCACGAUUAAUGGUAAAAGUGGUGGUAAUAAUUUAAUUAUUUAUUUUGAUAAUUCAAUUAUUGAAGUUAAAAACCAAUCAAGCCAAAGUGAUAAAAACAACAACAACAACAACAACAACAAUGGUAAAAAUAUAAAUAAUGGUGAUAGUAAAACUGAUGGUAGAAGUUUUUAUGAAAAAAAUAAAAAAUGGAUAACAGUAUUAAUAAUAAUUGGAAGUUUGGCAUUACUUUUAUUUAUCUUUUUUGGUAUAAUUUAUUGUAAUAGAAAAAACGGUACUGUUAUCUAUUGGAAAUAUAUUAUGUGUCGCGGAAUCAAAGAAAAAAAAUAUAAAUUUAAAAAUAGAAAAGAGAUAAAACAAAUACAAGAAUUAAGACAUACAUUGGAUAAUGCAGAGACAAUUUUUGCUGACUUUGAAUUAGAUAAUAUAAUAACUUAUUCAGAGUAUCAACUUACACCCGAAAAUCGUCUACGAAAAGAACAACAAGAAUUAGCUCGAGAAAAUUAUAUUGAAACUUACCCAGAUUAUUAUUUACAUAUAAAUAAAACUAAAAAUUUACCAAAUAAUGAUUCAUUACCUCCAAAUCAAGUUGAAAAUUUACCAAAUAAUAAUUCAUUACCUCCAAAUAAAAUUGAAAAUUCAUUACCUCCGAAUCAAACUGAAAAUUUACCAAAUAAUAAUUCAUUACCUCCAAAUCAAACUGAAACAUUACAAGAAGAUUCUUUACCUCCAAAUCAAACUGAAACAUUACCAGAAGUUUCAUUACCUCCAAAUCAUAUUGAAACAUUACCAGAAGUUUCAUUACCUCCAAAUCAAAUUGAAACAUUACCAGAAGUUUCAUUACCUCCAAAUCAUAUUGAAAAACUAACAGACAAUUCAUCAUCAUCUCAAGACCCAAGCUCUUCAUAA
Messenger RNA from Dictyostelium discoideum AX4, 3264 nucleotides. It is a transcript of the gene tgrA3, whose product is annotated as immunoglobulin E-set domain-containing protein. Bases 1 to 3264 code for a protein of 1087 amino acids. Gene Ontology annotation, cellular component: membrane. Lineage: Eukaryota; Evosea; Eumycetozoa; Dictyosteliales; Dictyosteliaceae. The transcript is spliced from 2 exons. The record is from RefSeq and is a predicted model, not a curated record.